UUCGGAGCAGUCUGUUCCUUUCACACAGCUCCAGUGAUCUCUGCUGAGAAACUUACAUGCACCUGCUGUCUACACAGAAAGCAGCAAAAUGAAGCUACUCUAUCUCUUUUUAUUUGCAGCGUUGGCAUGGACCUCCAACGCUAUUGUGCGGAUUCCUCUUAAGAAGUUCCGCAGUAUCCGGCGGACGAUGAGUGAUUCGGGUAUGAGGGCGGAGGAGAUGGUGGCCGGGGCCAACGACCUCAAAUACAACCUGGGCUUCCCGUCCAGCAAGGCCCCCACGCCAGAGACGCUCAAGAACUACAUGGACGCCCAGUACUACGGUGAGAUUGGUCUGGGUACUCCGAUCCAGAAGUUCACGGUGGUGUUUGAUACCGGCUCCUCCAACCUCUGGGUCCCGUCUGUACACUGCAGCUUUACGGACAUCGCCUGCUUGCUUCACCAUAAGUAUAAUGGUGCCAAGUCCUCCACCUACGUGAAGAAUGGCACUGACUUCGCCAUCCAGUACGGAUCCGGCAGCCUGUCGGGAUUCCUCAGCCAGGACAGCUGCACGAUUGGUGACAUCAUCGUAGAGAACCAGGUGUUUGGGGAGGCCACUAAGCAGCCUGGUGUGGCCUUCAUCGCUGCCAAGUUCGACGGCAUCCUGGGCAUGGCCUACCCGCGCAUCUCAGUCGACCAGGUGACGCCUGUGUUCGACAUGAUGAUGGCCCAGAAGAAACUGGACCAGAACGUCUUCUCAUUCUACCUCAACAGGGAUCCCUCUAAGGAGCCUGGUGGUGAGCUGCUUCUGGGUGGUACUGACCCCACCUACUUCACUGGAGACUUCAACUACGCCCCCAUCACACGACAGGCCUACUGGCAGAUACACGUGGACGGUGUUGGUGUUGGUGACAAGUUGACUCUGUGUAAGGACGGUUGUGAGGCGAUCGUGGACACUGGAACCUCCCUGAUCACCGGCCCCCCAGCUGAGGUCAAGGCCCUGCAGAAGGCUAUUGGAGCCAUCCCCCUUAUACAGGGAGAGUACAUGGUUGACUGUAAGAAGGUUCCCACUCUGCCCACCAUCUCCUUCAACAUCGCAGGCAAGACUUACUCACUCACCGGGGAGCAGUACAUCCUCAAGGAGACGCAGGCCGGUAAGUCCAUCUGCCUGAGUGGCUUCAUGGGUCUUGAGAUCCCGCCCCCUGCCGGGCCGCUAUGGAUUCUGGGAGAUGUCUUCAUCGGCCAAUACUACACCGUCUUCGACAGAGACAACGACCGCGUCGGAUUCGCCAAGGCUGUCUGAGGAGGUUCCUGAUUGGGCCAGAUGCGUGUCAAUCAACAGAGGAGGUGGAGAGGAGAGGUGUAGGAGAGAAGACCACGGACAAAAUGAAAUCUUGGCAAGCUUAUUUUUCAAGUUUCAAGUAUCUAGUCAGUCUUUUAAUUUAGGUAAAAAUCACCCCAUAACUAGUACUUAUGAACUAGAACUUAGAACUAGAAGUGAAAAAAUAUCUCUUUAAAGUUAAAAUUAUUUGCCUCACGGACAAAUGUCUUAGAACUUGUCUACAUUUUCAAAGUUCUAGUUCAGAAGUACUUGUUAUUAGGUGAUUUUUAGUGCAACUAAGAUUGACUAGAUGUUUUUACUUGAAACUACAAAAAAUAAGCUUGCUAAGAUUUCAUUUUUUGCUGUGAAGAGGAGAGGAGAUGUGCAGAGGACUGGGGCCUAUACUACAAAGCUGGUUCAGGAGUAAACCAGGUUAAGUUAAGAGGUAAAUCGCCUAAUAGAAGAGCCUGGAGUCCUCAUUUUUAUAAGAACAUGGGGACUCCAGGUUCUUCUAUUCGAUGAUUUACCUCUUAACUUCACCUGGUUUACUCCUCAAUCAGCUUCUUGGUACACCCCGUCUGAUCUGUGUAAACGUGUGUGUCAUGGAGCAGUAUAUGCUGUGGAGCGGGUAGCAUUGCAACCUUGUCGUGUUUUUGCACUGAUCUAAUUGUAACCUAGCUUGCUCUGUUUGUUUGUUGUUUUUUUAGAUACAUUUUACAGAGAAUGGAAUUGUGGAAUUUUAAUCCGUCAGGUCACGAGACAAAACGUAUGUACAUAAUCAGCUCUACAGGAAGUGUCUACUGGAGUCAGUGCUGCUGAGGUUUAGGCUUGUCAUUUGGCAUUCAUUCAUUCAUUCAUCGUGUGAGAAAAGGAUCUUGAUUUUUAAAACUGCUGUUGAUUUUAAUCAUUGUCAUUGGAGAGAAUUCCAGUGGUGUGAAACUGAUGAUUUAAAUAAAGUCUUUUAAAAUCCCACUGAA
Molecule: messenger RNA, 2274 nt
Organism: Engraulis encrasicolus (European anchovy)
Lineage: Eukaryota; Metazoa; Chordata; Actinopteri; Clupeiformes; Engraulidae
Gene: ctsd
Product: cathepsin D
Exons: 10
Coding region: 89-1279 (396 amino acids)
Biological process (GO): proteolysis
Cellular component (GO): lysosome
Molecular function (GO): aspartic-type endopeptidase activity
Source: RefSeq, a predicted model, not a curated record